UAAUCAAUUAUGAUUGGUUUUCUCUUUAGAAGAACACUUCAGAUACCAGUUCCUGCUUGUAGUUUUUCACUGAUAAGCUCGACGAUUCAACUGGGUUUUAUUCAAAAUGGCUUACUAUUCAGUGUUAGAUCUACUGAAAUAUGUGGACCAUGAACAGGAGCAGUACCCUUAUACAGUGCCUUAUCUUGUAAACUCAUGUGGGUUUUCCUUGGAAUCUGCUAAAUGUAUAUCUGAGAAGGUGAAUUUUGAAUCCGCGGAUAAACCAGAUGCAGUGGUUAGCCUUCUCAGGGACUAUGGAUUCACGAAUGUCCACAUCUCCAGGCUGAUUAGGAAAGCGCCUCUGCUGCUUUUGUCUAAUCCUGCUGGGACCCUUUUGCCCAAACUGGAGUUUCAACGUUCUAUUGGAGUUUCAGGCUCAGAAAUUGGUAAGAUAGCGUCCCGGAACACUAGCUUCUUGCGCCAGAGCUUAAAAAAGCAUAUCAUUCCUUGCUAUAACAUCCUCAAAAGUGUAGUGAUCUCUGAUGUGAAAGCAGUCAAGGCUUUGAGGCUCUUAUCUGAUACUGCCUGUUCCUUCUUGCCUGAGAAUUUGCCAGUUAAUUUGUCAACCAUCUCUCAUUUAUUGAUGAAACAACCUUCCUUGGCAUGCCUCAAGUCUGCCAAAUUUAGGCAAAUCGUUAACAAGGCUAUUGAAAUGGGAUUUGAUCCUCUAAAGUCUACAUUUGCACAUGCACUAUAUGUUCUGAGUUGUCCUAAUAUCUGGGAGAAGAAAAUAGAGGUCUACAGGAAUUAUGGCUUAUCAGAAGAUGAAAUUUGGUCGGCCAUCAGAAAGUUUCCCUUGUGUAUGAGUUUCUCAAGGAAGAAAAUUACCAAUACCAUGGAUUUUCUUGUGAACAAGGUGGGCUGGCUGCCUGCUGAUUUUGCCAGAGUUCCAUUUGUUUUAUGCUAUAGUUCGCAGAAGAGGAUUAUCCCAAGAUGCUAUAGUUUUUUAUAA
This is a messenger RNA of Manihot esculenta (cassava), 991 nucleotides long. RefSeq lists its product as uncharacterized. The transcript has a single exon. Gene Ontology annotation, molecular function: double-stranded DNA binding. Gene Ontology annotation, cellular component: chloroplast. Gene Ontology annotation, biological process: chloroplast organization; regulation of DNA-templated transcription. The record is from RefSeq and is a predicted model, not a curated record. NCBI's taxonomy places the organism in Eukaryota, Viridiplantae, Streptophyta, Magnoliopsida, Malpighiales, Euphorbiaceae. The coding region runs from base 107 to 991 and encodes 294 amino acids.